Messenger RNA from Camelus dromedarius (Arabian camel), 1431 nucleotides. RefSeq names its product tubulin folding cofactor C (gene TBCC). The coding region runs from base 207 to 1244 and encodes 345 amino acids. Gene Ontology annotation, cellular component: cytoplasm. Gene Ontology annotation, molecular function: tubulin binding. Gene Ontology annotation, biological process: post-chaperonin tubulin folding pathway; tubulin complex assembly. The transcript has a single exon. The record is from RefSeq and is a predicted model, not a curated record. NCBI's taxonomy places the organism in Eukaryota, Metazoa, Chordata, Mammalia, Artiodactyla, Camelidae.
AGAACCUUUGUCUCCCCACCCAACUUGUCAGUCGGCCCCGCCCCAUAUCCCCGCCCCCUCCAACGCGGAGGAACCAAUGGGCGAAGAAAAGAAGGCCAGGGUCUGACGUCAGCGAGUCCGGCCAAUCACAGGUCGCGUUGGUGUGAGGCCUUGAGGAGGGCGCGCCCAGAGGAAGGAAGACUGGAGGAAAGAAGCUUGAAGUCAAGAUGGAGACUGCUGGGCUCCCAGCUGCUGCUGUGGGGAACGGAGAACUGGGGCCCCAGAGGGACCUGAUCCUGGUGCCCGAGCGGCUUCAGAGGCGAGAACAUGAGCGGCAGCAGGAGGUGGAAAGGCGGAAGCAAAAGCGGCAAGACCAGGAGGUGGAGGAGGAGAAGAGCGACUUUUUCGCCGCCGCGUUUGCUCGGGAGCGAGCGGCCGUGGAAGAGCUUCUGGAAGGCGGGGAGUCCGUCGAGCAGCUGGAGGAGGCGGCCGCUCGGCUGCAGGGGCUGCAGAAACUUAUCAACGACGCGGUUUUGUUCUUGGCCGCCUACGACCUGCGGCAGGGACAGGAGGUGCUUGCGCGACUGCAGGCGGCCCUGGCCAAGCGGCGCGAGGAGAUGCAGCCUAAGAAGCGUUUCGCUUUCAAGACCCGCAGGAAGGACGCUGCUUCAGCCGCCAAAGUAGACUCGGCUCCCCGCGCCCCGGCAGCGGAAGGCAGCCUGGCCUCCCAGCCGCCCUUGAAGGAGGAGGGAGGCUUCGGCUCCAGCUGGAUCUGCGGCUUCUCCAACGUGCAGUACCAAGUCUUAGAGAAGAGAGCCGAGGAGCUGCACCAGCGCGACGUCCUUUUGACCCAGCUGAGUAACUGCACGAUCAAAUUGUAUGGCAAUCCGAACACCCUGCGGCUGACCAAGGCCCGAGGCUGCACUCUGCUCUGCGGCCCAGUAUCCACCUCUGUGUUCCUGGAGGACUGCAGUGACUGCGUGCUGGCUGUCGCCUGCCAGCAGCUCCGCGUACACACUACAAGAGACACCCGCAUCUUCCUGCAGGUGACGAGCAGGGCCAUUGUGGAGGACUGCACCGGGAUCCAGUUCGCCCCCUACACCUGGAGCUACCCGGGGAUCGACCAGGACUUCGAGGGCUCGGGUUUAGAUAGGAGCAAAAAUAACUGGAACGACGUUGACGAUUUCAACUGGCUGGCCCGAGAUGUGGCCUCCCCCAACUGGAGUGUUCUUCCUGAGGAAGAGCGAAGGGUCCAGUGGGACUAAGCAUUUGUUACUCUUGACUCCUACCAAAUACUCCCCAUGUGGGACUGACUCCAGCUAAUGGGACCCCAAAGUUUGCUUUUGUUGUCACACUGUUUUUAUUUUAAGAUUUGAGAUAGGCCCCUAAUUUUGAUUUCCAUUAAACUUAUGACAGGUCUACCAUUUGAAAGAAGUUUUGCUAUUUUGGUAA